UGGAACGAAUUUUAAUUAAGAUCACUGGUGGCAGAAUAUAUUAAAAAAUAAUAGUAAUAUAAUGUGGGUUUUAAUACGAUACACUUGAAGUUUUUUCAGUGGAUAAAAGUAUCUGUAUUCGCGGGGAAAGAAAACAAGGAGGCAUUUUGAGUUAGUGAAAUAGUCGGUCGGUUGAUUAAUUGGCUUUCAGCGUGUACCGUACCUUCUCAUAUUAUCCGCUAUAUCAAUAAUCGGUUUCCUUUUCUAUCGUGUGUGAGCAGGAGAACUGUUGUUGAGUUUUAAGUACAACAGUGUUGCCGCUAUCGAAGAAAAUUAAGAUGGAGGAGGAUAGAAAUAAAAUGAGCAGUUCCGAAGAAGUCUCUUGGGUAACAUGGUUUUGUGGGCUGCGCGGCAAUGAAUUCUUUUGUGAGGUUGAUGAGGAUUAUAUACAAGAUAAAUUUAAUUUAACCGGAUUAAAUGAACAAGUUCCCAAUUAUAGAAAUGCUCUUGAUAUGAUCCUUGAUCUCGAGCCAGAAGAUGAUCUGGAAGAGAAUCAACUGCAAUCAGAUAUGACGGAACAGGCAGCAGAAAUGCUGUACGGCUUGAUACAUGCCCGAUACAUUUUGACAAAUCGCGGAAUUGCGCAAAUGAUCGAAAAAUACCAAACUGGUGAUUUUGGACAUUGCCCACGUGUAUAUUGUGAAAGCCAGCCCAUGUUACCUUUAGGUCUAUCAGAUAUACCUGGUGAGGCUAUGGUAAAAACCUAUUGCCCCAAAUGUAUUGAUGUAUAUACGCCAAAAUCGUCGCGUCAUCAUCACACGGAUGGUGCUUACUUUGGCACGGGAUUUCCACACAUGCUCUUCAUGGUUCAUCCUGAAUAUCGUCCUAAGCGGCCGACUAAUCAAUUUGUUCCAAGACUUUAUGGCUUCAAAAUUCAUAGCUUAGCUUAUCAAAUUCAACUACAGGCAGCAGCCACCGUUAAAAUGCCACUUCGAGCGAAAAAUUAAUAAAAAUUAAGAAAUACAAACCACAAAAACAACUCAAGCAAACUUAAAAAUGUAGAGAUCAUGAUGAAAGUUCGUUUUGUUUAAGAAAUAAAUUGAAAGGCAGCCAAAAACACACACAAACAACAUUAGAAACUGAGAUACAAUAACUAAUCAGCACAAAAUGUAUUGAAUUUUCCACGGAAAUCGUCUUCACUAAAUAUGCGAUACACAAAACACACACACACACAUUAACUUUCACAGUCAAACAACCUACAUUUGCUAAUGUAUUGAAGUUUUGUAUUGUUAACGCAUGUCAUAAAACACUACUUAGACAUAUUUUUCAUUUCAUCCAAUUCUACCCAACACAAAUGGCAUCAUAAAAGUGACGAAAUUCAAUACAAUAUCGAAGCUUUUUCUAAUACGCCGUAUUUUUUAUUUUUAUAUAUAUAAAACUCCUCUGGUAGGAAUGAGAUAAACAUUCACAGAUUCACAUCAACUUGCAUUCUGUUAAUGUAGUUUUGAAUGAUGAAUAAAUUUUAAUAUAAUAAUCAUUUUGUAUACACGCUCUUAAUUGAAACUAAAAACAUAAGAUGAUAUAAUUUCACUAAGUUAAAAGUGAACGAUUUUUAUGAAGCUAUCAUAUAAAAGUCCGGAAAAUUAUAGGUUAAAUAGUGUAGUCAUGAUUUUCAGUCUAUAAUCUGUUUAAAAACAUUUGUAUUAUUAUAUACUAAAAAAAUAUAUAUACAAUUGAAAUAACUCCGUUUAAAUAAACAUAGAAUGUUUCGCAUCGAUACAUUAGGAUAAAAUCCA
This is a messenger RNA of Bactrocera latifrons, 1775 nucleotides long. RefSeq names its product casein kinase II subunit beta (gene CkIIbeta). The record is from RefSeq and is a predicted model, not a curated record. Gene Ontology annotation, molecular function: protein kinase regulator activity. Lineage: Eukaryota; Metazoa; Arthropoda; Insecta; Diptera; Tephritidae. Bases 318 to 986 code for a protein of 222 amino acids. The transcript has 7 exons. Gene Ontology annotation, cellular component: cytoplasm; protein kinase CK2 complex.